Paracoccidioides lutzii Pb01 is the source of this 1956-nucleotide messenger RNA. Its product is annotated as 5-aminolevulinate synthase. The transcript is spliced from 2 exons. Bases 1 to 1956 code for a protein of 651 amino acids. Gene Ontology annotation, molecular function: 5-aminolevulinate synthase activity; pyridoxal phosphate binding. Gene Ontology annotation, cellular component: mitochondrion. The record is from RefSeq and is a predicted model, not a curated record. Gene Ontology annotation, biological process: heme biosynthetic process.
AUGGAAGCUCUGCUCAACCAGUCGCGGGCGCUUUGUCCCUUUCUGCAGAGGACUUCUCCUGCUUCCCUCCGCUCGCUUUCAACCCCUAGCCGGGCCAAUGCCAGCCCUGGAGGAGGCACCAUCUCCAAUCUGCAGGUCAUUGCCCGCAGAUGUCCCGUCAUGAGCAAGGCCCUUGCUGUGCAGAGCGCCCGGAUGGCUUCCAAGUCGUUCGGCACCCUGGCUGGCCGGGCCAGUGGAACUACCAGCGUCAACGGAGUGUGUGCUGCUGCAGGCAAGAAGAGGUUCCAUACCACUGCAAGCAAGGAGGCUGCCGUUGAUCACGAUGCUCAUAGUAACCAUGCGAAUAUCCCCCCUACGUUUCCCAAGGCAGGCGUACUUGAACCAACUAUGGUGAACGGUGUGGCCGUCUACCCGGGACCCAAGCCGGAGGCCCCUGCGUCAAAGAAAUUUGAUUACGAAGGGUUUUACAAUAGCGAGUUGGACAAGAAGCAUAAGGACAAGUCCUAUCGCUAUUUCAACAACAUCAAUCGGCUUGCGCGUGAAUUCCCUCGUGCGCACAUGUCCGCUCCAGAGGAGCGGGUGACUGUGUGGUGCGCCAACGAUUACCUUGGCAUGGGACGAAAUCCACAAGUGCUUCGAACGAUGCAUGAAACACUCGACAAUUAUGGUGCUGGUGCAGGAGGCACCCGAAACAUCUCAGGACACAACCAACAUGCUGUUGGGUUGGAGAGCACCCUUGCCAAAUUGCAUGGAAAGGAGAGUGCUUUGGUGUUCAGCUCCUGUUAUGUUGCCAACGAUGCCACUUUGGCCACUUUGGGAAGCAAGCUGCCAGACUGCGUGAUAUUAUCCGAUAGUUUGAAUCAUGCGUCGAUGAUUCAGGGAAUACGCCAUUCUGGCGCAAAAAAGAUGGUCUUCAAACACAAUGACCUGCGAGACCUGGAGCAGAAGCUGGCUUCUUUGCCCCUAUCUGUUCCCAAGAUCAUAGCGUUUGAGUCCGUCUAUAGCAUGUGUGGCUCCAUUGCUCCAAUUGAGGAAAUUUGCGAUCUAGCUGAUAAAUAUGGUGCCAUCACUUUUUUGGAUGAAGUCCAUGCUGUGGGCAUGUAUGGACCACACGGCGCUGGCGUUGCUGAGCACCUCGAUUUCGACACCUAUGCGUCGUUGGACACGGCCAAUCCUAAAAGCACCAAAGGAACCAUUAUGGAUCGAAUUGACAUUAUAACCGGCACACUUGGGAAGGCUUACGGCUGUGUUGGCGGAUAUAUCGCUGGAUCGGCUUCGUUUGUGGACACAAUCCGAUCUCUCGCCCCGGGUUUCAUCUUCACAACAUCCCUUCCCCCCGCCACCAUGGCUGGUGCCACAACUUCUAUCAAAUACCAAGCUUCAUAUGGCCGAGACCGCACACUUCAACAGCUUCACACCCGAGCCGUUAAAGCCGAAUUAACCGCCAAAGAUAUCCCCGUCAUCCCCAACCCAUCACACAUUAUACCGAUCCUGGUUGGGGACGCAGAAGUUGCCAAAACGGCUUCCGACAUGCUCCUUAAAGACUACGGGGUGUACGUGCAAGCCAUCAACUACCCCACCGUUCCGAGAGGCGAGGAGAGAUUGCGGGUCACCCCAACCCCCGGCCACGUCAAGCCAUACCGCGACCACCUCGUCCAUGCAAUGCAGGGUGUCUGGGAACGGCUUGGAAUCCGCAAGACCAGCGACUGGAAAGCAGCAGGCGGCUUUUUGGGCGUUGGGUUCGAUGACGAUAAGAAUCGUCCCCUCUGGACCAACGAGCAGCUUGGGCUGCGUGAAGGGGAGAAUCUGGAAGAGGCACUGGAUCGUGAGCUCAGAGCUGACGCACUGCACAGGCAACGGAUGAUGGCUGAUUUGCAGAAGGAGGAACUGAUGGCUCAUGCGAAUGCGAAUGCAGUCGCCGCUCCUGCUUCCACUCUCGUCGGUGUCGCUGCGUAA